AUGGCUUGGCAUCAAUCGGCUAAGCUGUCGGGUGCCUAUGUCUUGGUGAUGAUUGUUAUGGUCUUUGUUUAUGUGGUGUCGAACUUUCAACCAGAUUCCGAUGUCCAAAGUGAUUGGUCGAAUGGGAAAAUGAUCCUCUUGAAUGUGUCAGAGUGUAGAUGCUCGAAGAAAGUGAGACUAGAUCAACAAAUAGAUCCACUUGAGAUUGACCAUGACACCAGUGACCAAGCUGUGACUUGCUCCCAAGACGUGAAGGCCCUUGGACGAGGUCAGAGAGUGGUCAGCUAUUCCUUUUAUCAAGGUCCAACCUUUGAUACAUUCCAAAGAGAUUAUUUCUCCGGCAUCAGUCACAAUGUCAGAACAAUCAAAAAGUAUUAUCCCGGGUACCGAAUGCGGCUCUAUUACCGACUCACAGACAACGAGAUGGCCAUGGAAAGGCUCUGCCAAUUGGCUUGCGAGGAGGAAAUCCUGGAUCUCUGCGAUAUUUCUAGAAACCCCAUGGUUCUGAAUGCCAGCUCAUAUUACCCCUUGGUUUGGCGAUUUUUGCCCGCAUUGGAUGCUCAAGUGGAUCUGAUGCUCUCCAGGGACCUUGACUCGGAUAUCACGGCCAGGGAGCAAGCCGCAGUGUCUGAGUUUCUCCAACAAGAAAACAAAACCUUCCACAUCAUGCGGGAUCACAAAGAUCAUACCAUUGAGAUCUUAGGUGGGACAUGGGCUGUCAAACUGGAUCAUGGCCUCACGCGACAUCUCAUGGUAAAGGGCAUGAAAAAAAUGCUCCAAGACCCCACAGUCCUGAACAUCGGGAAGGACAGGGGCCUGGAUCAAUUUCUACUAGUCAGAUAUGUAUGGCCUUUGGCCAGAAAGGCCAGAAUCAUUUUCGCUCAUGAUAGUUUCCAUUGCAUGAGCUAUCCAUUUUCGAUUGGCUUCCCCACUCAAAGAGAGCAAAGCGAGGCAGGAAACUUCAUUGGAGCCGUGAGGACAGUGAACGAGCCCCUCAAGGUCAUAUGUCCUAGAGCAUGUAGACGAGGUCAUUUGGAUUGGAUUUAUUGUUGAAUUGGUGGCGAAAAUGUGCUUACGUAGGGUACUAAUAUCAUCGCCAAAAAUAUA
Messenger RNA from Tigriopus californicus, 1107 nucleotides. RefSeq lists its product as uncharacterized. Bases 1 to 1053 code for a protein of 350 amino acids. The record is from RefSeq and is a predicted model, not a curated record. NCBI's taxonomy places the organism in Eukaryota, Metazoa, Arthropoda, Copepoda, Harpacticoida, Harpacticidae. The transcript is spliced from 4 exons.